AUGUUUCUGUCCCUUCCUACAGUGACUGCCCUCAUUCUGUUGGUAUCUCUAGCAGGACUGUUGGCAGCCUCCGUGGAAGAAAACUCCCCACAAGACUGCACCAACACAACCAGCUUGUGCUUUCACGGUCUGCUUCUGCCCAUUACCAUACCAGUUUCUGUGUUCUUCCACCUUUGGACCUGGAUGGGUAUUAAACUCUUCAGGCAUAAUUAAUACAACCAGAGCCAAGAUGAUAUAUAUGUAUUAAUGAUAUGUCAUGAGCAUCCAUCUCUGAAAGCUCAACUACAUGGAAAUA
Messenger RNA from Mirounga angustirostris (Northern elephant seal), 295 nucleotides. RefSeq names its product phosphatidylinositol N-acetylglucosaminyltransferase subunit Y-like. The record is from RefSeq and is a predicted model, not a curated record. Gene Ontology annotation, cellular component: glycosylphosphatidylinositol-N-acetylglucosaminyltransferase (GPI-GnT) complex. Bases 1 to 213 code for a protein of 70 amino acids. The transcript has a single exon. Gene Ontology annotation, biological process: GPI anchor biosynthetic process. NCBI's taxonomy places the organism in Eukaryota, Metazoa, Chordata, Mammalia, Carnivora, Phocidae.